Phragmites australis (common reed) is the source of this 1269-nucleotide messenger RNA. RefSeq lists its product as uncharacterized. Gene Ontology annotation, cellular component: cytosol. Lineage: Eukaryota; Viridiplantae; Streptophyta; Magnoliopsida; Poales; Poaceae. The coding region runs from base 135 to 1109 and encodes 324 amino acids. Gene Ontology annotation, molecular function: protein-folding chaperone binding. The record is from RefSeq and is a predicted model, not a curated record. The transcript has 3 exons.
UCAUUGAACAAAGGAAGGAAGAUCCAACCAAAAACCUACAGGGAGAGUAGAGCGAGCAGCCAGCCAACCAAUCCACCAAAACCCUCGUGAGAGAAGGGAGGAGCAAAGCCCACCGGCUAGAGCCGUGGCCGUCGAUGGGGGUGGACUACUACAAGGUUCUCGGCGUCGGCCGCGGCGCCACCGAAGACGAGCUCAAGAAGGCCUACCGCCGCCUCGCCAUGAAGUACCACCCCGACAAGAACCCCUCGCCGCAGGCCGACUCCCUCUUCAAGCAGGUCUCCGAGGCCUACGACGUGCUCAGCGACCCGCAGAAGCGCGCCGUCUACGACCAGUACGGCGAGGACGGCCUCAAGGCCGGCGCGCCCCCGCCCUCCGCCUCCUCGCACACCGCCGGCGCCGGCGCCCACGGGUUUCGCUUCAAUGCGAGGAGCGCUGAGGAGAUCUUCGCCGAGAUAUUCGGCGGGGCGGGUCCCCGCUCCCCCGGUGGCGGCGUUCCCUACGGGUUCCCUGUGUUCGGUGGCGGCGCCGGCGCCGGUGCAGGGGAGGCGUCCAGCGGGGUGGCGCAGAGGAAGGCGCCGCCUAUCGAGCGGCAGCUGGCCUGCAGCCUGGAGGACCUGUACAAAGGCGCCACCAAGAAGAUGAAGAUCUCCAGGGACAUCUUCGACGCCGCCGGGAAACCGACGAAUGUUGAGGAGAUCCUGACGAUAGAUAUCAAGCCCGGAUGGAAGAAGGGUACAAAGAUCACCUUUCCUGAGAAAGGCAACGAGAUGCGUAACGUCAUACCAUCAGAUCUAGUGUUUAUAAUAGAAGAACGGGCACACCCUAAAUUCAAGAGAGAUGGGAAUGACCUUAUUUACACUCAUAAGAUCUCUCUUGUGGAGGCAUUGACUGGUUGCACAGUCCAACUGACAACUCUGGAUGGACGAAAUCUGACUAUUCCCGUGAAGUCUGUUGUCAGUCCUACUUACGAAGAAGUUGUGCAGGGUGAAGGUAUGCCGAUCACAAGGGAGCCGUCUAAGAAAGGGAACUUGCGGAUCAAGUUUCAGAUCAAAUUCCCCACUAAUCUAACAGCUGACCAGAAGGCGGGGAUCCAACAACUCCUGUCUUAACUUUGUUGUACAAUGUGAACCUGUGUUUAUUUGUUUGUCGAGCAGUUCUAGUUACAAUUGUUGAAUGCACUAUCACUUUUUGUAUGCUAGUGUUGGCAUAUUCUUUCCUAGCUCUUGCAAAGUUACUCCCAAUUGCUCACUGCCAAGGGAGUUGAAGCUC